UUCGAUGGCUACAAACAGCCCACCCGAUUACCAGAAACUCUGGUUGGAGGCAAAGCAGAAACAAGAAAAUGCCGAAGAGAGAGCAAGACGUGCCGAAGAGGACGCAAGACAAAAAAAAAUGAGCUCGUUCGACCGACCACUUUCAUGGAGCUCUUGUCACAUUGCCACAAUCUCUUUUUACUCGGGUUGAAAGUUGCGUCGCUAUCUAAGUCGACCCAAGGUUCGGUAAAUAAUCCCAAUAAAAAGCUUUGUCCAAUCAGGCUGCGUCCUUGGACUGAAUGCAACGCUCAACAACAGGAUGUGUACGACAGAGUAUGUCACUAUUUACAACCUACUAUUGAGGGUGAGGUCGCUCCACACUUAUUCCACUCCUUGAAUACCAUUCAAGAAAAUACCCCGAGAUAUGUUGGGCGACCUAUCAGCAGUGAAAAAGGUCUUGAAAAUUAUGAGAAGAACUGCGUGGAAGGCCACGUAGGCAGUGUUAUCUCAGAACUGUGCCAGAUCCCAGCUGCUAAGACGGAUCAAAAAUCACGCGAACCCAAACCAGAUCAUUUUUGCAUCCGCGAAUUCGAUGACGGGACAAACAAUCUUAUCCUUGUCGCCGAAUACAAGCCACCUCAUAAGCUCUCAGUGGAAAAUCUUCGGGCUGGACUUCAGCCGAUGGAGCUUUACGAGCAGGUAGUCAAACGAAACACAAUACCUACAGAGCCAACGGAGAAAUUACAGUAUAAUGCAGAAAUUUUGACGGCUUCCGCUCUUGUCCAAACUUACGAUGCCAUGAUCGAAAGGGUCGUGAAUAUGGUGUGUUAA
Molecule: messenger RNA, 810 nt
Organism: Penicillium malachiteum
Lineage: Eukaryota; Fungi; Ascomycota; Eurotiomycetes; Eurotiales; Aspergillaceae
Exons: 2
Source: RefSeq, a predicted model, not a curated record